UGUUAGAAAACUGGAACGUCCGCCAGCGGUACCCAGCACACGCUAACCGGGUUCCCUGCAGCGAACUUGCUCCCCCGAGUGCGAGCCCCCGUCUCCCAGACCACCCACCCAGCUCUUCGAGAUGCCUUUCACGCCCGCUGUCCAGCACGCCAAGUGCCCAAAGUGCGGCCGCUCGGUGUACGCCGCCGAGGAGAUGCUGGCUGCCGGCGAAAAGUGGCACAGGACCUGCUUCGUGUGCGGACUCUGCCGCAAGCGGCUGGACAGCACCAACGUCGGGGAGCACGCCGGAGAGCUGUUCUGCAAGCAGUGCUACGGCCGGAAGUUCGGACCCAAGGGCUACGGCUUCGGCGCCGGCGCCGGAUGCCUGACCAUGGACAAGGGCGAGCACCUCGGAAACACCGAGUGCGCCAUGAGCAACAAGCCGCACGAUCCCGUCUACGGCUGAGUGGACGGUGGUUGCGACCGAGCGACGGAACCCAGUGAUACACUUGUGGAGCUUUUUCUUUUGCUUUUGUUACUACAUUGUCACGCAUCUGACGACGAUCGACGGUGUGCACGAUGCACAAGGCUUCAAAGCUACAGCAUCCGAAGAACGGGACUCUCAAGAUAUUGCCUGUCAUUAAGCGAACAAGACAACAGAGAACUGCGUCAGGAAAUAAAAAUGUCGCCUUUUUUCCCUUCCUUUUUUCGGUUUCUGCCUGUGAAAGCAUCGAGCAUUUAGCAAAGCUGACACGUUGAUAAAUGAAGACACGCUGACGGCGUUGAUGAAUGCGGUGAAAAUUGUGUUAACGUGACCAUACACUAUCGAUACAGCACAACGAAAUCGUGUACUUAUCCAUGUACGUGACAUAGCAUUGUUAACAAUGAUCUCUUAUGUUCUUUUUUAUUUUAUUUUUUUUUCACUGAUUGUCCGUCCUGUAUUCCAGUACAUAUGUUGACGUCGACACGCAAUAAAAGUUGGUUGUUACUCAG
This is a messenger RNA of Dermacentor silvarum, 972 nucleotides long. RefSeq names its product muscle LIM protein 1. The record is from RefSeq and is a predicted model, not a curated record. Gene Ontology annotation, biological process: sarcomere organization; muscle tissue development. Gene Ontology annotation, molecular function: structural constituent of muscle; actinin binding. NCBI's taxonomy places the organism in Eukaryota, Metazoa, Arthropoda, Arachnida, Ixodida, Ixodidae. Bases 122 to 445 code for a protein of 107 amino acids. Gene Ontology annotation, cellular component: cytoplasm; nucleus; Z disc. The transcript has a single exon.